Messenger RNA from Racocetra fulgida, 235 nucleotides. Lineage: Eukaryota; Fungi; Glomeromycota; Glomeromycetes; Diversisporales; Gigasporaceae. The record is from the annotation of a GenBank genome assembly.
GAACGAAUGCAAUUAUGGAUGCCGGGUUAUCAUAUUUAAGAGGUGAUGCAGCAGGUAUAAAAGCAUCUUUCAAAUCUUUUACCGUAAAAGCUAUGUAUGGGUACGACAUAGCAGAGAAAAUUAAACGAACCAAAUCUAGUUCUGCCGAUGUUAUCAUGUUUAAUGCUCAGACAUCUGCAGACGUUAAGGAAGCAGGUGUGUCUACAGGAGCAAUGUCUUAUGCUUUUAUUCAAAC